Molecule: messenger RNA, 505 nt
Organism: Paramecium sonneborni
Lineage: Eukaryota; Ciliophora; Oligohymenophorea; Peniculida; Parameciidae
Source: the annotation of a GenBank genome assembly
AUGAAAACAUAAACAUCUAAAAAUUGCAAUCGAUAAAUGUUUAUCAUCAGAAAUGAAUCAGCUGCUUUAUCAAGAAAACAGCAUUUAUACUAAUCAUCCCCUUAGCCUCCUCUUUAAUUUAUUAUUCAUGGCAAAUCCCUUGGCACAACAAAAUUCAAGUCUUUUAACUAACCAACUCCUAAAGAAAUCAAACUCAAGCAAUCUCUAAAAUCUGUAAAUUUUAAAUCUCUAAUCUAACUAGAUAAAAUUUAAAUUGCAAUCUUUGAAAAUUGAAUAGACUUAAAUUAAGAAAUAAGUAUUGCUUUAAUCAUAAACUUUCAAAUCUAAUUUACAAUAAAUCAAAACCACUCAACAGUUAAAUAUUAAUACAAUUGAACAAUAUUUUAAUGAAUAAAAUAAGUAUCAAAUUAUUAUUUUUUAUUUUCUCAGGUUCUUCUAGCAAGACAUUUCAAGGCUCAAAUAACAUAUUGAAUUAGUAAACUAUUAAAUUCAAUUUUUGUAAUGA